Messenger RNA from Entamoeba invadens IP1, 519 nucleotides. Its product is annotated as translationally-controlled tumor protein, putative. The transcript has a single exon. Bases 1 to 519 code for a protein of 172 amino acids. The record is from RefSeq and is a predicted model, not a curated record. Gene Ontology annotation, molecular function: calcium ion binding. Gene Ontology annotation, cellular component: cytoplasm. NCBI's taxonomy places the organism in Eukaryota, Evosea, Mastigamoebida, Endamoebidae.
AUGAUUGUGUAUCAAGACAUCUUCAACGGUGAUGAAAUGUAUAAUGACUCUUUCACGAUCAGACAGGAGGGCUGUAUGGAUGUGAUUAAUGCAAAAUUUAUUGAUAAAAAAUUGGACGACGGAGGAAUUGCUUCAAAUGCCGAUGAAGAUGCUGAGGAGGGAGCUGCUGGUGAAGGAGUAGAAGCUGCUGUUAUUGAGAAAGUCAUUGAUGUUGUUGAGGGGUCACAACUUGUUCAACAAGAUGGGUUCACCAAAGCUGCUUAUAUGGCACACGUUAAAGGGUAUCUCAAGUUAUUGGUUGAUUAUUUAACCAAGGAACACCCAGAAAGAGUCGCUACUUUCAAAGUUGAAGCUCAAGCUUUUGUUAAGAAAGUCAUUGAAAACUUCAAGGAAUGCAUUUUCUAUUCAGGAAGAUCAAUGGAUACUGAUACCGGAUGCCUCGUCGUGUCUAUUUAUCACGAUGGAACUAACCCAGUCUUCUACUUCUUCAGAGAUGGAAUGAAACAAGAAAGAUAUUAA